AUGACCAUCAAGAAAAGAUGGUACACGGUCAAGCGAAUAGGGAAGGGCGCAUAUGGAACCGUGUACCUGGAACGAGAGGAGACGGACGGUGUCGAGAGUCAGCGUGCUGUAAAGCGAGUACCAAAGUUGUUGGCUUCAGGCGCACCAGUGGAUUAUAGUAGGGAACUGUUGGCUAUGGCUCUCCUAACCAAGCACGAGGAGGUAUUUGUUCUUUUCCAUGGAUGGUAUGAGUCCAAGAAUAGCAUUUAUCUUGCAAUGGAGUACAUCCCACACGGAGACCUGCAGCAAUGUGUCCGAUCCAGGCUUCCUGAAGACGAGGCGAAAGCCAUCACAACGCAAAUAUUGGAAGGUCUUUGUGUCAUGCAUGAGCGUUCUAUAACUCACCGUGACCUUAAGCCUCAGAACAUCUUCGUUGUCAGCCCAGGCCCGAAUUGGUGGGUCAAAAUAGGAGAUUUCGGCAUCUCGAAACGUGUUGAAUCGAGCGACACCGCUCUUCGUACCAUCGCAGGUACCAUGAAUUUUAUCGCACCAGAAAUUUUUGGAAUCUGCGAAGGGAGCGAAUUUACAUCCGAAUACACCAGUGCGGUCGAUAUCUGGUCCCUCGGAUGCGUCGCUUAUGUUCUUUUAACAUUGAGCGUUCCAUUUUCCAACAACCUCGAGCUUCGCAAAUUUUGUCGUGGCAAACUUGACUUUCCAGUCCAAAACUUGCAAGACAACAAGGUCACAAUGAAUGCGCUUUCGUUUCUGAAGCAGUUGCUCAUGGCCGAACCCUCUCAGAGGAAAAGUGCACAAGAAGCCCUUACUUCGCCCUGGCUUACCGGUGGGUCGACGAGGGAAUCCGGCGAAAAGUCGUUGGACGUGCGUUGGUCAAAGGCAGAAGAUCAGCCAACAUUCGCAACCUCGAGCAGUAAGAUUCUUCAGGAAUAUGGGAAACGAGUAAGACAAAGACCGGUGACCGCAAACUAUAGUACGCCUGAUGGCAUACAAUCUCGACAACAAUUAUCCUACAAUAACAUUGUAACACGAGAAUAUCACAUUCCAAAGAUACCUCCCAAUUGGCAGGCCCGUAAGGAAGCAGUAGAUGUUUCCAUUAUGCCAGAUUCCAGCAGCGGCGGACUAGGUGAUUCGAACACAGCUCCCAAAUCCACUUCAAACAAGACCGGUCCGGCUCUUUUGCCAGUUUAUAACAUUCAGCACCCAUAUGACGAGACGCAGAAAACUCUGAUUUUAGAGCAGACAUGGGGUGCGGAAGGAGCAAGACACCAUGACCUUGUACAAUCCAGGACAGGAAAAAUCUCUACGGAAGAUAUCUAUAAAUUCUUUGAAGCUGCUUCUCAGGGCGAUUUAGAGACAUUGGAACAUUUGAUCCACAUCGGAAUCGAUGUCAACACUAAGAAUCCUAUGAAGAUGGAGGCAGAACAGUGGCUCAACGUUUGGGGCCACGAAAAUUCCGCCUUCGGCGCUCCUGCUCUGGUAUGGGCAGCGGCUGCUGGUAUUGAAGCUUCGGUUUAUAAGCUUCUACGAAGCGGGGCGGAUGUGGAUGGAACGAGCGUUUACAACCGUACAGUGAUGCACAUGGCUACAAAGAACGGUCACGCAUCCAUAUUUACGCUGUUACUGGGGCGAAUGGCGAACCCCGCUCCGCGAGAUGAUAUGGGAAGAGCACCCAUUCAUUGGGCAGCUGAACAGGGCCAUGCUGGAGUUGUUCGAGCUAUGAUCUCAAGCCCAAGGGUGGAUAUAGAUGCAAGGACCGAAACUUCAAAGUGCACUGCGCUUCGCUUAGCCGCUGAAUCAGAGUUCACGGCGCUUCACUUAGCCACUCACGGUGACCAUAUAGAGGUUGCACAAACCUUGCUCACCAGUGGAGCCUUCGUCGAUGCUCGGGGAUCCCAUGGUUAUACACCUCUCCACAGACUCAUCCAAAAUCGGAUGUAUGAUACACAGGCUCGCUUAACGUUUAUAUCGCUGUUGCUGGAUUACGGCGCUAAUAUCAACGCGGAAACCAAUGAUGGACAUACAGCGCUUGACUUCGCAUGCAAAUCUGACAAGAAGUCUUCGAAAAAACUUCUGAUACAGAGAGGAGCAAGACACGGCAUGAAGGAUGCUAUGAAGUAG
Molecule: messenger RNA, 2115 nt
Organism: Endocarpon pusillum Z07020
Lineage: Eukaryota; Fungi; Ascomycota; Eurotiomycetes; Verrucariales; Verrucariaceae
Exons: 5
Coding region: 1-2115 (704 amino acids)
Biological process (GO): meiotic recombination checkpoint signaling; protein phosphorylation
Cellular component (GO): cytoplasm; nucleus
Molecular function (GO): ATP binding; protein binding; protein serine/threonine kinase activity
Source: RefSeq, a predicted model, not a curated record